Porites lobata is the source of this 7093-nucleotide messenger RNA. The record is from the annotation of a GenBank genome assembly. Lineage: Eukaryota; Metazoa; Cnidaria; Anthozoa; Scleractinia; Poritidae.
AUUCACCUGUCCAACCACACAAUGAGCACAUCUGGCACAUGAAAAUCGUCAUACAUAUGCAGGUUAAAAAGAACCAACCGAUCCUGGUAAGAGUCUUGUAGGCCUAUCAAACCUUUUUGUUUUUCACUUGGAAUUUUGUUAACCGCUUAAGACAAUCUUUUCGUUGCUUGCAGACACAGAGCUCAUGAAAAUUCCGGGUCAGCGACGAUUGAUUGAUUUGUCGAAAACUGAGAAGCGUGUUCGCUCCUAGCGCCCUGCGGCUUACGUAUUGUUAAGUUUCUUAUACAUGACUGGUUUGUUCGGUAGACCACAAACACAAAGGGAAAGCAACGGCUGUGAAGCAGACUAACUAGGCAGGGUAUUGAACGCGGAAAAUAUAUCUUGAGAUCUGUUGCUCUUUCACAAUCUACUUCGAACGGUAAGUCGGGUUUCAUCUUGAAACGAUGGUUCUUGUAACAUUCAGAACGCAUUUAUAAGAUUUUAAACCAGGACUAGUGAGUUAACCUCUGAUUCAGAGAUCCGUUUCGCCCAGCGUCAUUGCGUAUAAAUGGGAGUUUCUAAAUAGCUACAAUAUGGAGUUUAAGUAUUGCGUAUACGGCAAACGGCAAACGUCAGAUUCAAGUUGAGAAUUUCUCAAAAUAGAAAAUGAGCCGAUAAAAACAGCUCAAAACAAUUCUUAUCUACAUGUUGAAAUAAUAAACAGUACGGGAACCUUGGUCACACGGUACAAAUUCGCGUUUGCCGUUCGACGUAAACGUGAUGCUUAACAUCUCCAAUAUCAACUAUACGUCGAAUGUAGUGAUCCAUUUACGGCAGUGCCUAAUCCAAGCGGAAGUCGAAACCAUAUUCGUACAUUUUGAAGUUCCAAGUCAAAUUAUUUACUGAAAGAGCUGAUUUCGUCGAACGUAAUUUCUCAGUUUAGACAUCACAUACAUAAACAACUCGUCGACAGAAUUCGAAAUUAUCUCAUUAGCAUUUAUAUCAACAAGGCUAUAAUAACUUCUGGUUCGCAGUAUAUGGCAAACGGGCGGACUACACAUGUUUAAGUUGGGGAAUUUAGCGAUUAUUUCUUUUGCGUUUUGGCCACUUUUCUAAAUUUUAUUUCUGUAAUGACACACUUACGAGUUGACGGUUGAUUAAUUCAAUGUCCUGAAAUAAAACAAUGCAAUGAAAUUUUUAUUACAUGCAAACCAAAAAGAGACGUGCUCCCAUGCAAACUACCCUCAUUACCGUCCUUACGCACAACUUCGACGUGAAUUGGCCAAAUUUUAUGUUUAUUGAGAACAGGAAGUGCAAGGCAGCAAAUUCUACCAUUUCUGUGAGAACUCAAGCGUGGUCACGUCCAAAAGCUAUUAUACAUUCUGCAUUUAUAUUCCUGAAUAGCCUUCAUUUUUUCUCGGCAUGCAGUUUCUUGGUGUUGCAGCGGAAACCAUUGUUGGUUGGCUUGUGUGUUGUGCUGGGGGUAUUGUUCAAUGUCUUCUCAAUGUUUUGUUAUAUGCCAUUUGGCGAUAGCAACGGUCCGCGACAGCGAGAAACAACAAAUAUUUUAUUUGUGUUUCAUUACCUUUUUCUGCAGAAUGUCGCGCUCAUUUCUCUCUAAAGGCUGUGUCUUCACUAGAUUCUUAAUUGCAAUUGUUGGUUUACAAAACACAAACCUUACACGUACACUAGACCUAUUCUUCAGCAGCUCCCUGUAUGAGCGCGUUAUGCUAAUUUUCCUAAUUUGUUCUCUUCAUAUUACUUUAUUCCCAAGUGAGUGCGCAUUAUAUGUAAGAUGGCUGAAUAUUGGCCAAGUUGAUCAGGUCAAUAAAAAUGCAACAAUGAAGGAGGAAAAAAAUCUAACCAUCUUGAGCGAACAACCUUGCUGGUCAAUAAAGGAUUCAUAAUAAUGGACGAAAAGAGGACUUUUUUCGUGGGGCCAACUCGGAAAAUCCUGAGCAGUCCAGAUGGGAUUAUCUUGCCCGCUAAGAUACAUAAUAAAGCGACUUACGCUAGUAGUUUGUAUAUUGCAGUUUGAAUGCGUGGCACGUUGUUGCUAUGUCGCUAGCAGUUAAAUCCAGAUUUCCUAUUUUCAUUGUCGUUUUUAUAUAUAUUUCGUCAAUCGCAUUUUCCUGUGUAAGUGUGGGGGGUACAGAUUUUGUAGGAAUAGACCAACAGGACUUGACAGUUUAACUUGGUCUAAUCUUCUUCUGUGUAGCAGUGACGAGCUUGACCAGAACUAAAACUGAAUAUAUCCUAGCUUACAGAGUGCUUAAGAAAGAGCGAUAGCAUUCAUGUGUGAAAAAUAGGUGUUUAGGAGUGUUUAUAAAUAUAGGAUCAAAAGAAACCGUAAUUGAACUGUUUCCGGCUGCUGCUGUGAAAAUUUUGCAUUGAAAUCGCUAGUCAGAAUGGUGAAAUUUUUCCGAGAUUUAUCAAAAGAGUAAAAUUCUCUUAAAACUGAUUCAACUUGGAACAGAGAAAUUAAAAGGUGUCAAGGCGCGUAGCUCAACCCAAGUUUUUAAUGAGUUGGAGAAAACUGAUUAUUAUGCGAACUUCGAAGUAGAAGUGUGAACGAACGUACCACUUGAACAAACGAAGAUCGUAACCAAAAUUACUUAUUAUUUCGAUAUCGCAGCUGCAAACGCCUUUCCAGGAAGGGAAUUUGGUUUCUAAUAACACUUACGUUCGUAUCCUGAAGACAGUCUGUGAAGAUAGUUUUAAGGAGGUCUCAGAGGUGUUAUAAAACUUUGAUUGAAAACUAAAUUGCAAAACACUAACUGAGGACCAAAUUUUCUCGUUACUAAGAAUUACCGCGCAACAACUUUUUUUUAAAUUAACCUUUUGUUUAUUUAAUUUAAAGACUUGAAGUUGAACCGGCACUUCUCGACGACCGGAAAUACGUCUGCUGUUCGCAGGCUAUUCGAGGUGGUCCUUAAUGCCACUAUAGCUCUACCCAACAACCCGACGUCAUGUUUGUGUUCUUGUUUUGAAAGCGCGAUGAAGUAAUAAAAUAAAAUGAAGGAGAGUUGUGAAAGUUGAAAAAGAAACUAAAAAAUGUGCGACUACAUAAGUCGUAAGUUUUAGUAUGUGCUUUGCCUUUCAGAACCGUAUUUUUUUAUCUGUUUUUCUUCGUGCAGCCAUGAGUUAACUUAUGGUGAAUAAUUCAGUAAGUCGUGGUAAAAAGAUGUGUAACGUUAGCCAGCAGUCUGGGUUGGUUGGUUUAGUUAUUCCAGAAAAAUCGACAUCCCUUCCGCCCCCCCCCCCCCUCUCCCCGCAAUGGAAGCCACAAUAUUUUUAUCCCUUAUUACACUCUGAUUUCCAAAACUUGUUGAUGAGCCCCCCUCUCCUCAGUAUUUUUAAGUUCAAAGAGACCUCACCCCCCCACUCCCAUCCAGAUUGUUAGAUGCCAUAAUUUUCAUAGCAGAAGAAGGUUCUGUUAGAUGACCCUUUUAUUAAAUAACUCUAAAAUUAAUUUAAUUUCUUUGUGAACUUUGUGUUUGUUGUGAAAGUUAAUUUUUUUUUUCAUUUUCUAAUUGUCUUACGCAUUUUACAAACCAGCUGAUGUUUGAGAGAACUUCUCUUGUUUUCUAAACCAACCAAAAUAUACAGCACGAUGCACAUUACAAUUGACUCAAGAGGUAAUAUGUAAUCUGUACCCCCACAUAUUAGAGGUGAUAUACAGAUGCAAUGACUACAUUUUAAUUCAGUCGUAUAGCCAUUGCAACUUAGUAGUCAAGAACUGUAAUAAAAACAUUUAAUUUAAACUAGUAAUUGCCUGAACAUACUUCGUGAUCCUUUUGUUUUACUUUGCCAAGUUGACAUUUUAGCAUGCCCACAUUAAUUAACACGUUUCCUGUGCAUUUUAUUAAUGAGCUAUCCUUAUGGUGUGGUGAGGUCAUUACUGGUACUUGCGUGAACAUGUUUCGCAUAAAUUAAGCAGGUUUCCCGCGCAUUUUAGUUAUGAGCCACAAAUUGGCUGGUACUUAGCUGGUACUUGUCCAGGCCGAAAAUGCUGGGACAACACUACUGUUAUUGACCUUUUAAUCUAUAUUCUUUGAUUAGUUAGAGAACGAGCCGAUGAAUUCAAAAUGCGGGUGAUCUUUAAAAUUGACAAGGUUGCAAUAGACACAGUGCAAUCAGUUGAAUGAGGCCCGUCUAUCGGUAUGGGUUGAAAAAAUGCGUUUACAAUAUAUCAGUCUACGUCAAGGGCGGCCCUGAGAACGCCUUUCGGCGUCUAGUUUCCAUUGUUUCAUUUCAAUCGCCAUCAACCCAACAAGACCAUUGUCCCUCCAACGCAAUUCUGUUUUUUUGUCCUCAGUACCAGCCACUCACAAGACGUAACGUACAUCUCAAGUUUUUGUAAGUGCGAGUAUCGUGGCAAUAGAUAAUAGAGUUCAGUGAAUAACAACGUACGCUGUCUUUGAAAAUCGUCGGUAUACACUGUAGUUAUAACCUUGAAAUCUUCAACCUUGAAAUCUUCAACGUUGCGAGACAUCGGUUUCUUGGUGAUCUCAGACAGGUAAUUCUGAGCCUUAAUAUUCGUCAAUAUCGUUCAAGCGUUCGCCAGCUUUGGCCAAAGCAGUCAAACUGUUUCUAACUUAUCAAUUCUACCCCGGUCAGUAGUAUUCUAAAAGAACGUCUGGGAGAGUAAUAUCAAGGGCAACCGAAAUACUGCGUCAAAAGUCUCCUCCUCGUCCGCUUGUGGAGUCAGGAAUCCAGAGCUUUGGAAUCCCGAAUCCAGGGCUCAAGGAAUCCCGACUCCAAGAUCAGGAGCACCCAACGAGAAUAUAGUUCAAAACCACUUAAACAUAGCAUUAUUAAACGUAUUUUAGUAUCUAAACGGUAGAUAUCUCGGCAUAUUUUUAUCUCCUAAAAAUUUUUCAUCUGUUCAGAUUUCCUAGCUGAAAGUCUAGUGAUCCGAAAAUUAUAGGGAUUAAAACUUACCUUUUCGAAAAUUUCAGCCAGAAAUUACCUUACCUUAUUAUAGGAAAUUAACUCUCCAUGAUUCGCGUUAAUUUAAGACGCGUGAAUUUUGUUGAGCGAUAAUUUCCGCGACGUUAAUUAAGUGCAGUGUUAAUUUCCGCGCACUUAAUUUCCACUAUUUUAACCCCAAUUUUGGAACCUGUCCAGACAUUCUUGACACCUAAAAAACGUAAUUAACUACAAACUUUCACAAAAGCUAGGGCGAAGGUUUACAAUAUUUCGGUUCAUCUUCAUCGUUGUCACUGUCAGAUGUGAUGUCAUCUCAGUUUUGUUCAGUUUUGAAUUUUUUUGCAUCCAGUGUUGAAAUAAAUUUGUUCUAGUUGUCACCACCGUGUCUUAAUCGCGUUAAUUUCCUUUAUUAUAAAAUUCUACCUCCUCUUUCGAGUUAAUUUUCUUUAUUCGAAAGUCGUUUUCCAUUAAAUUCGCGUUGAUUUAAGUCUCGUUAAUUUCCAAUACCUUUUAUGGAGCGUUAAUUUCCUAUAAUAAGGUAUACCAAUUUUUAGAUGUUCGAAAAUCCUAGGAGAGGCAGACAAGCAAGAAAUUUUACAAAAAAUGUUCCGAUAAUUCUAGAUCUCAAAUCGUGCUUCCAAACAGAUAUUUUCCGAAAAAUGACGUUGGGUGCCCCUGAAAGAUCUACUGAUAAGAAAUACAGAAUCUAGUCCCUAGAAUCCUUAACCCACAGCGUGGAAUCUAGACUGUCAAGACUGUCUUGCAUUCAGCACUACAUGGCACCAUUUAUGAGAUGCCAAAAAUUAAAUUUAAUUACCAUUUUUCUUUUCUCUUUUGUAGCAGUAGUCCAUGUGAAGAAAGCUAUACAACUGACUAGACAAUGGUUUUACGAAGUGUUAGAACAGGUGUUCUCAUCUGCCUUAUUUUAGCCCUCUCCGCCAUGGUGAUACUUAUAUCACAUGUGAUCUCGGGAAGGGGAACUUCGCUACCUUGGUUCUACAAAACCUCCCGAGUCUCAGUUAGCAACCACAGCACCGCAAGACCUGUGACAAACAAAGAGAUCUUAGGGAUAACAAAGCACACCCCAGAUACCUCAACAAGUGUGUUCGUAAGGAUGUCUGGGAAACGACCAGAUCACAGGCAGCGUUAUUUGUGUAACGUUUUCAGGACUUCCGUUCUCUUCUGGCCUCCUUCCUUUGGAAAUUUAGUCGUAGGACUUGAUGAAGAAUCACAAGAGGAUCAUGAAUUUGCCGAAAAAUUAAAAACACUUGCCCAAAAAUACUUUCCUGAUCGUAGACUUGAAUUCUUUUAUGAGGCCCUUCCAAAGGACAAAGGAACUCUGGAGUUUAAAGGCUCGCCUAAGACACCCGGUUAUAACAGACAACUUUGGAGCAGUUUUUUCAUCGACCUACUAUCAAAUGACACCGUCAUUGCUUGGAUGGACAGCGACUCAGCUUUUUUUACCCCAGUAACUAAGUCCACUAUUUUUAAUGGGACAAAGGUACGAGCCUUAGGCUCCGCCUGCACAUUCUACAGGAGCUGGGUAUAUAAAUGGGCAGAUACUACUAAACAGGCGCUAGGAUUACCAUUUGUCGUUGAUUUUAUGACGUAUUUUCCGGUAUAUAUGUACCGAGACACGGUCACUCACUGCAGAGAGCAUAUCCUAAAACAUUUAAAUACAAAUAACUUUGAGGAGGCCUUCAGAAAGUUUUACACGACUUUUAUCUCUCCAGUCAGCAUCAUCCUCUCUUAUGCAUGGUACUUUGAGAGAGAUCGCUACGACUGGAAUUUUGAAAUGUGCACUGACCUAACAGAAUAUAAUAAAAGAUUUCCAAGUGGCCACACCAUUAGGCCCGAAGAUAUAGAAACUGUUCUUUCCGAGCCUCAAACAGGUUAUCAUGGUAACGCUGGGUUGGCUCUCAACGAAAAUGUCUUUACCAGUUAUUGCUUAUCACACAAAGCAGCAGGAAAUAAUUUGGAUAUAUGUUCUAAUCGUUCCGUGUCGCCAAGCGAUAAUUUACUCUUUUUUGUCCACGAUCUUCAGGGAGGUGUUGAUAAGCACCCAUGUAAAGGUGACCUUACCAAUACCUGUUUGCAAGUUCUAGAGCGACAUUAUAACCAAGUCGGACUUGAGAUAAAACAAGGCCGUAAGCUAGAAUGGAGCAGUUUAGAAACUGCCGAU